GGCUGAGAACUUGCAGCCUAUGCCUCGUGUACACACUGGGGAAGACAGAGGGAUGUGUUAUAUGAUAUUUAAAGGAUAAAGGGUGAUAUAAUAUUAUCUAGUUGUUUUAUUUUAUAAAUAGCCAAUGUGAAGUAUUUUACUCCGAAACAGUAGGUGGCACUAUUCAAGUGUUGGUUGCAUUCUGCCGUUUAGGCCAAAGAAGAAGUAGAAGAAACGGUGGAAAGAAAACAAAAGAACUUGUUAGUUAUGUUAUUCGCACGAAAGCCAUUUACAACUAUUUAGUCACAUCCAGCAAUAAUUUAGUUCUGGACACUUGUUGUUUCGCUGCAAUUUAUCUAUCUCUUAUUAGUACCGUGUACUAACGAUUAGCUGCUAGCUUAAUGCUAUUAGUAUCAUUGGCUAACAGAAACUAAUAUUAAGCUGGCUACACUUCAUAGAGUAUAAUGACUCGCCACGGAAAGAACUGUACGGCUGGAGCAGUCUACACAUACCACGAGAAAAAGAAGGAUACAGCGGCAUCUGGUUACGGCACACAGAGCAUUCGCCUGGGUAAAGAUGCCAUCAAAGAUUUUGACUGCUGCUGCUUGUCCUUGCAGCCCUGCCAGAAUCCUGUGGUGACUCCAGAUGGAUAUUUGUAUGAAAAACAGGCCAUUCUUGAAUACAUCCUGCAUCAGAAGACAGAAAUUGCCAAGAAGAUGAAGCUGUAUGAGAAGCAAAAACAAGCAAUGAAGAAUGACAGUAAGCUGGAGUCCAAGUCAGAGGAAAGAGAGAAGGUGGAGAAAUUUAAAACCAGAGAGAACAGCAUUGUCUCCAAACCCAUCAACCCCUUCACUUCUGGGCAGAACAGAGGAGGUGACAAGGGCAGCAGCUCAUCAGCAGCAGCAGCAACAUCCUCGGGUUCGGUGGCUUCCUCUAGCCAGAGUCUUCCCAGCUUCUGGGUUCCCUCUCUGACACCUGAAGCCAAGCCUACUCUGCUCAAGAAACCAAGUAAGGCUGUGCUGUGCCCGAUGUCAGGACGACCUAUAAAGAUGAACGAGCUGAUUCCAGUGCGCUUUACACCAAUCGACCCGAGCCUGGACCGAGUGGCCCUGAUCACCCGCCAGGACAGGUACGUGUGUGCAGUAACCAAAGAUGUCCUGGGCAACAGCCUUCCCUGUGCUGUCCUGCGGCCUUCGGGUUGUGUAGUGACGCAGGAGUGUGUGGAGAAACUCAUCAAGAUGGACAUGAUGGAUCCUGUGAGCGGAGACAAGCUCUCUGACAAAGACAUCAUCCCCUUGCAGAGGGGAGGAACCGGCUUUGCCGCGGCUGGGGUGGAGCUUAAGGCCAAAGAGGCUCGUCCAGUGAUGCAAGUCUGACAGAUGCUUUUUUUUUUUUGCAGUUACGAUAAUGUGCCUGUAAGUAAUGUCAAGUUUCACAACCCUCAAGAAGAAAUAAUAUCAUGGUUUCUUAUCUUUAUUUUGUAAAUUACAGUGAUUUGACACCUUGGCCAAUCACUAUUAUAGUGAUAGAAAUGUAAAUAUGAAAGGACCUUGUAAAGUUUAGGUUGAAAGCAUGCCCUUUGUUUUCAUAUGGAAUUGUGAUAGAAAUAAAGGAACCUUGCCAUUG
Molecule: messenger RNA, 1605 nt
Organism: Doryrhamphus excisus (bluestripe pipefish)
Lineage: Eukaryota; Metazoa; Chordata; Actinopteri; Syngnathiformes; Syngnathidae
Gene: nosip
Product: nitric oxide synthase interacting protein
Cellular component (GO): nucleus
Molecular function (GO): ubiquitin protein ligase activity
Source: RefSeq, a predicted model, not a curated record